CCGGUGGUGCUCCUGGUGCUCGGAGUGUGACGCUAGACGUCACUAGGAACACACGUGUGAUUGUUGUUACCCUCUCGUCAGGAAGUACUGGUACUACCCCCCCCCCCUUGUUAUCCUUCGUCAGGAGCUGCUAGUACCUCCUCUCUCGCCAUCACCAGGACUCCAGUGCUACUCUAGAUCACCAGGACAUUAGUGCCGCCAGUCCUCUCUCUGCUUUAGCCUAAAAAAAACCGUCAAAAUGUAUGAUGUUUUUGGCUCUAUCCGGGGUCUACUGAAGAUAGACUCCGUCAGUAUCGACAAUAAUAUAUUUCGCAUGCACUACAAGGCGACUAUGUUCGUCCUAGUGGCCUUCAGUUUGCUAAUAACGCAGAAGCAGUACUUCGGGGACCCCAUAGACUGUAUCGUGGAAGGUGUGGACCCAGGCAUCAUGGACACCUACUGCUGGAUCCACUCCACCUUCACCAUCCCUUCCCUGACGGGUGCUGUGGUGGGAGAGGAGGUGCCUCAUCCUGGUGUGGCUAACCCUGCCAUACACGGCCCUGACGACCAGUUUCAGAUAAAACACCAUAAAUACUACCAGUGGGUCACACUCUUCAUGUACUUCCAGGCUAUCCUGUUCUACAUUCCUCGGUAUUUGUGGAAGAUCUGGGAAGGCGGUAAGGUGAAAAUGCUUGUGAUGCAGCUGAACUCUCCCAUUUUGGACGAUGAUGUGAAGCGGGAACGCAAGGCCAUGUUGGUAGAUUAUUUCAGUGUUAAUCUACACAACCACAAUUUCUAUGCAUUUAGAUUCUUCUUGUGUGAACUUCUCAACUUUAUUAAUGUCAUUGGCCAAAUCUACUUCACUGACAGAUUCCUGGGUUACGAGUUCACGACAUAUGGUACUCGUGUCAUUGAAUUCAGUGAGCAAGAACUUGGCACUCGUCAUGACCCCAUGGAUGAGGUUUUCCCUAAAGUGGCUAAGUGUACCUUCCACAAGUAUGGUGCAUCAGGCACAAUUGAGAGGCAUGAUGGUCUCUGUGUACUUCCUCUCAACAUUUUCAAUGAGAAGAUCUACAUUUUCUUGUGGUUCUGGUUUAUCAUUGUGGCUGUGAUAUCUGGAGUUGGUCUUCUGUACCGCUUGGCCACGUUCACCCCAGCCUUCAGACAGAUCCUCCUCCGGACUCGCUCUCGCCUUGCAUCCUCUGACAAUGUGGAAGCCAUCUCCCGGAAGUGCCAGAUUGGUGAUUGGUUUGUGCUUUAUCAGCUAGCAAAGAACAUGGAUCCAUUGAUCUACAAGGAAUUUAUAACUGAUCUGGCUAACAAACUUCAAGGAAAAGGCCCGGUUUAAACAAGGUGAAAGAGUGCUUAUUACACAAAUGAUGCCUUAAUUUUGUACAAUUGUCUUCCUUCCGAUUGUGGCUACCAUGACAGGGCCUGCUAACUCGACCAUGGUGGAGAUAUUCCCAUAAAGAUGCUCCUGUAUUUAUACCAGGAUGCUAAAUUUGCUCAUGUUUGUGUAUAUGGCUAUAUUUUUAGUGUUAAAGAGAAUUAAUUUUUUACUGAAAAGUUGUUCACUAAAGUUAUACCAAUGGUGCAUAUAUUUUUUUAAAUACUCAGAUGGUGCACAAUUUAUAAAAAUGCAGUGGUCACAAGGAUAAGGUUUAAAUUUUAUAAGUGGUCUCUAGCUGGGCUGAGACCAGGAUAACUAGAAAACGUCACAGGUGAGCCAUAUAUUUUUUCAAUAUGUACUAGUAGAAAAUAUUGUAUAUAGGGGACUACAAAUAAUGUACACUGUAAGGUUUCCAUUUUUCAGAUGUCGGUAUUGUUAAGGGGAAUAGUCAAUUUUUUUGUGCUAUUUAUUCUGCAUUUAUUUAAGUUGAGGUUAGACUGUUCUUUUAUGUUCAGAAUGGGAAGGAGGGAGAAGAGCUCCAGGAAACUUUAAUGAUUUCUAGAGAAUAUAGAAAAACUGUAUUUUUCAUUUAGUAACCAUUUAUUAGAUUGGCCAGUGAGUCCUGUUUAAGAUGUCUGAUUGCUCUUCACUUUGCUAAUGGUUAAUAGCAAGCCAUUUUGGAGUUCAGUGAGGAUUGCCAUUUGCCAGUCUAGUCUCCAACCUUUCUAAUUUUUUAUUGAAUAGUUCCUGUUACUCUAUGGCAUGGUAUGCCUUGCAGUGCUGGUUUGAGGGACCAAUUACUAUGGCAAAGCAGUGCUGGUUUGAGGGACCAAUUACUAUGGCAAAGCAGUGCUGGUUUGAGGGACCAAUUACUAUGGCAAAAGAAAAGUAUGGAAAUAUUUUUUCUACUCAUUUUGUAUAGUUGUGAUAGGUAAUAUUAAGGCAUGUUAGUGUACUUGAGGUUCUCGAUUUGUCAAGAGCACAAGGAUUUGUUUACAGUUAUUGGACGCAUGUAAAUUAUGUUUUACUUUUUAAGGAUGAAUGCAGACUUGUGUAAUGCAUAUUAGUUAGUGCACAUGUAUGUUUGAUUAAAAGGUAUUUUCAAUAUCAAGUUGUGAAUGAGAGGUCGUGUAUUAUAAAUAAAUAAUGAUCAGUUCAAA
This is a messenger RNA of Cherax quadricarinatus, 2529 nucleotides long. RefSeq names its product innexin inx2. Gene Ontology annotation, cellular component: plasma membrane; gap junction. Gene Ontology annotation, molecular function: gap junction channel activity. NCBI's taxonomy places the organism in Eukaryota, Metazoa, Arthropoda, Malacostraca, Decapoda, Parastacidae. Gene Ontology annotation, biological process: phototransduction. The record is from RefSeq and is a predicted model, not a curated record.